Penicillium cataractarum is the source of this 462-nucleotide messenger RNA. RefSeq names its product nascent polypeptide-associated complex subunit family protein. The coding region runs from base 1 to 462 and encodes 153 amino acids. The transcript is spliced from 3 exons. The record is from RefSeq and is a predicted model, not a curated record. Gene Ontology annotation, cellular component: nascent polypeptide-associated complex; cytosol. Lineage: Eukaryota; Fungi; Ascomycota; Eurotiomycetes; Eurotiales; Aspergillaceae.
AUGGAUCACGCCAAGUUGGCUAAGAUGCAGCAGAGCGUGCGGAUUGGUACAGGCAAGGGCACUCCCCGCCGCAAGGUCAAGAAGGUCCACAGGACCGCCGAUGCCGACGACAAGAAGCUCCAGACCACCCUCAAGAAGCUGAACGUCCAGCCCAUCCAGGGUAUUGAGGAGGUCAACAUGUUCAAGGAGGACGGCAACGUCAUCCACUUCGGUGCUCCCCGCGUCCACGCCUCCGUCCCCUCCAACACCUUCGCCCUCUACGGCCACGGCGAGGAGAAGGAACUCACCGAGCUCGUCCCCGGCAUCCUCAACCAGCUGGGCCCCGACAGCCUCGCCUCCCUCCGCAAGCUCGCCGAGUCCUACCAGAACAUGCAGAAGGCCCAGGGUGACAAGAAGGAUGACGAUGAGGAUGAUAUCCCCGAUCUCGUGGAGGGUGAGAACUUCGAGAGCAAGGUCGAGUAA